Penicillium argentinense is the source of this 1845-nucleotide messenger RNA. RefSeq names its product putative YT521-B-like splicing factor. Gene Ontology annotation, cellular component: nucleoplasm. The record is from RefSeq and is a predicted model, not a curated record. The transcript is spliced from 4 exons. Gene Ontology annotation, biological process: mRNA splicing, via spliceosome; regulation of alternative mRNA splicing, via spliceosome. Bases 1 to 1845 code for a protein of 614 amino acids. Lineage: Eukaryota; Fungi; Ascomycota; Eurotiomycetes; Eurotiales; Aspergillaceae. Gene Ontology annotation, molecular function: mRNA binding; N6-methyladenosine-containing RNA reader activity.
AUGGGCGAUGUUCCUUCUGGAAAGGUUAACUCAUCCCGAGGGGCCGAUGGGAUACCCGCGACACCCGAGCCCGAUGUAUCCAACACGCCGCCAACUGGAAUCACCAAUGCUGGUCAACCCACACAACUAGCCCAUGCCAGGUAUCCGACAAGCCCGAUAGGCUUCCCGGCCCCCGGGCGAUAUGCGCACUCAUCUGCUUUGGACAUGGGCAAUAUGACUUAUUCGCUGCCUGGUCACCAGUCCCAGCCAUCAUCGUAUGAACAACAGCACCUCAUUCACCAUUACCCGGCCCACGCCCAAGGCUUGGUCUAUCCUAUACCGUCGAUGGGCCAUUAUCCUGGACAGAACCCGGGGACAGGUGGUCCAUACGGUGUCCCUUACGCACCAGCAUAUGCGCAUUACCCCAUACCACAACACCCGGGAACGGCGCCGUAUGGGGGUCAUUAUACUCCUUUUGUUGCAAACCCGUCAAUGCAAAAUAUGGGCCCCGGGCACGUGCAGGCUUACAGUGCUGGCUACUAUCACCCAACCUACAGCACGCCUUACGGAACAGGCAGCCACCCUUUGGUCAACCCAGUGCGACAUCAGGGACAACAGAUUCGACAAAAUUCUCGUGGAUCCUCCUCGACAAGUCCUACAAAGAGAGAUUUGGAUAAACAAACAGCGGAGGCAGAGUACGAUGUGUCCAAGACCAUUGUGGAUGGAUCCAAUCCAGUGAAGCUGAUGGUGCAAGCGACACCGAACGUGCCUGAUGCUGCUCCUCUAUCCCACACAAUGCCUUCGUCUCCAAAUCCACCACGAGGUCCCCCACGAAAGCCGAAACAAUCCGGUCAUGCGCUUUGGGUGGGAAAUCUACCACCGGGUGCCAGUGUUAUAGAUCUGAAAGAACAUUUUUCCCAAGAUGCCGCGGACGAUAUCGAGAGCGUGUUUCUGAUUUCGAAGAGCAAUUGUGCAUUUGUGAACUACAAAUCUGCGCCCGCGUGCGCCACCGCACUGGCAAGAUUUCACGAUUCUCGCUUCCAAGGUGUACGUCUGGUUUGUCGGCUACGAAAGGGGUUUACGACUCCAGAAUCCUCGUUGACAGUGGGUGUUGGUGGACCGGGUUCACGCCUACGGUCAGAAGAAACGCCUGCUCCGCCAGUGGAUGAGACGACCGCCGCCACAUCGGAGAUGACUUCUGCCGCUGCAGCCGCCAUUCGGGGAGAAGAUGCUCGAUCUGUGGAUCGGUAUUUUGUGGUCAAGAGCUUGACGGUGGAGGAUCUUGAACUCAGCAAGCUGAGUGGUAUCUGGGCGACUCAGACUCAUAACGAGACCAACCUCAACCAAGCCUUUGAAACUACUGAGCGCGUGUAUUUAAUUUUUUCCGCCAACAAGUCCGGUGAGUAUUUUGGAUAUGCACGGAUGCUUUCUCCGAUCAGCGACGACGAAGAACUAGCGCUGGAGAUGCCCGCCCGCCCCGAGCCUGUGCCCAGCACGGUCGAGAAACUCGAAGUGACCCUGACGGCGGCGACGGCGAACGCGCCCAAAGGCCGGAUCAUCGACGAUGAGGCUCGGGGCACGAUUUUCUGGGAGGUGGAGUCCUCCGAGGAUGAUGCGGAUGACGCGCGCAGCGAACGCAGUGUUGAAGGCGGUCUCGGUGAGGAGGAACACGAGAGCCAGUCAUUUGGUAAACCGUUUCGCAUUCAGUGGCUGUCGACUGAGCGGGUGCCGUUUCACCGCACGCGUGGGUUACGCAACCCGUGGAAUGCCAACCGUGAGGUGAAGAUCGCUCGCGACGGAACUGAAAUCGAGCCGACGAUCGGCCGAAAACUGAUUCAGCUGUUCCAUUUGCCUUCGCAUUGCUAA